Messenger RNA from Sphenostylis stenocarpa, 1941 nucleotides. Lineage: Eukaryota; Viridiplantae; Streptophyta; Magnoliopsida; Fabales; Fabaceae. The record is from the annotation of a GenBank genome assembly.
AUGCCAAAGUUGAUACAGUUUCAAUGGAAAUUUUCAGAAACUCCAAUUCGUCCUGGCCAUGACAUAGCUAGCUCCACAUUUCCUCACCACUUCUUUUUCGUAACCCUUGGAGCUGAAACAUCACACACAACAUCCAACUCUCUGCAGUUAGCACUCCGACAAAACAUAAAACAUGGUGUUCUAGUUGCAAGUCAUGGAGAGGAGGAAAAAGGGGCAGAAGGCAUUGCUGCUGUGGAUUUUCGAGGCCACCCUGUAGAUAAAACAAAAACUGGAGGAUGGCUAGCAGCAGGGCUCAUCUUAGGUACAGAACUGGCAGAAAGAAUUUGUGUGAUGGGCAUAUCCAUGAAUUUAGUGACCUACUUGGUUGGAGAUUUGAAUCUCCCUUCAGCUGAUUCUGCCACCAUAGUUACCAAUUUUAUGGGAACUCUCAACCUGCUUGGCCUUCUUGGUGGCUUCCUUGCUGAUGCCAAACUUGGCAGAUACCUAACUGUUGCCAUAUCUGCAACCAUAGCUGCUGUGGGUGCGAGCUUGUUAACUGUGGCUACUACCAUUCCUAGCAUGAGACCCCCUGCAUGCAGUAGUGUAAGAAAACAGCACCACGAAUGCAUUCAGGCCACUGGCAAACAAUUGGCUUUGUUAUAUGUAGCACUUUACACUGUAGCAGUGGGGGGUGGAGGAAUAAAAUCCAAUGUCUCAGGGUUUGGAUCUGACCAGUUCGAUACAACAGACCCGAAGGAGGAAAGGAUGAUGAUAUUUUUCUUCAACAGGUUUUACUUCUUCAUCAGUAUGGGAUCCUUAUUUUCUGUGGUGGUCCUGGUGUAUGUGCAAGACGACAUAGGAAGAGGGUGGGGUUAUGGGAUUUCAGCAGGAACAAUGUUGGUUGCCGUUGCUGUUUUGCUUGCUGGCACACCAUUCUAUCGAUUCAAGAGGCCACAAGGGAGCCCCCUAACAGUUAUAUGGAGAGUGCUGUUUUUGGCUUGGAAGAAUAGGGCUCUUCCCCUCCCUUCACAACCCUCCUUUCUCAAUGGUUAUCUUCAAGCCAAAGUGCCACAUACUGAGAGGUUCAGGUUCCUUGACAAAGCUGCAAUCCUAGAUGAGAACAGCUCAAAGGAUGAAAACAAGGAAAAUCCAUGGAUAGUUUCCACAGUGACUCAGGUUGAGGAGGUUAAAAUGGUAAUCAAGCUGCUUCCCAUUUGGUCUACGUGUAUCCUCUUCUGGACAAUCUAUUCUCAGAUGAAUACCUUCACCAUUGAGCAAGCUACAUCCAUGAACCGAAAAAUUGGAUCUUUAGUUGUCCCAGCAGGAUCUCUAUCAGCUUUUCUCAUCAUUACCAUUCUCCUCUUUACCUCCCUAAAUGAGAAACUCACUGUGCCCUUAUCUCGGAAACUCACCCACAAUGUCCAAGGGCUCACAAGUCUACAGAGGGUUGGAAUUGGACUAGUUUUCUCCAUCGUUGCAAUGGUGGUUGCUGCAGUUGUUGAGAAAGAAAGGAGGGGGAAUGCAGUAAAAAAUAGUACUGCAAUAAGCGCUUUUUGGCUGGUCCCCCAGUUUUUUCUGGUGGGUGCGGGGGAAGCAUUUGCCUAUGUUGGACAACUAGAAUUUUUCAUAAGGGAGGCUCCAGAGAGAAUGAAAUCAAUGAGCACUGGACUUUUCCUAUCAACUCUUUCAAUGGGUUAUUUUGUCAGUAGCUUAUUGGUGUCAAUCGUGGACAAGGCAAGUAACAAAAGAUGGUUAAGGAGCAAUCUGAACAAGGGAAGGCUAGAUUAUUUCUAUUGGUUGCUAGCAGUGCUAGGAGUGCUGAAUUUUAUAUCUUUUCUGGUUCUAGCAACGAGGCAUCAGUACAAAGUUCAACACAGCAUAAGGGCUAAUGACGGUGCUGAAAAAGAGCUUGUGAGUGCAAAUGAUGUGAUUGUUGUUGUUGAUGGAAAGGAAGAAGCAUAG